GCCGCUCGCUCCUGUGGUCCGGGCGGCGCCGCGCUCGGCCGGUGCCUCCGCUGCCAGCCAAGAUGGCGGAGGGCGGCGAGGCUCUGGGCACGGUCCCGGAGCACGAGCGGAUCUUGCAGGAGAUCGAAAGCACCGACACCGCCUGCGUAGGGCCCACCCUCCGGUCUGUAUAUGAUGAUCAAACAAACGGGCACAAGAAAUUUAUGGAAAAGCUAGAUGCUUGUAUCCGCAACCAUGACAAGGAAAUUGAAAAGAUGUGUAACUUUCAUCAUCAGGGCUUUGUAGAUGCUAUUACAGAACUCCUUAAAGUAAGGUCUGAUGCGGAAAAACUGAAGGUGCAAGUGACAGAUACCAACCGAAGGUUUCAAGAUGCUGGAAAAGAGGUGAUAGUACAAACAGAAGAUAUCAUUCGAUGUAGAAUUCAGCAGAGAAAUAUUACAACCGUUAUAGAGAAAUUGCAGUUAUGCCUCCCAGUGCUGGAAAUGUACAGCAAGCUGAAAGAACAGGUGAGCAUGAAAAGGUACUAUUCUGCCCUGAAAACUAUGGAGCAGUUAGAGAACGUGUACUUCCCCCGGGUUAGUCAGUACCGCUUCUGCCAGCUAAUGGUAGACACGCUUCCCAAACUCCGGGAGGACAUCAAAGAGAUCUCCAUGUCCGAUCUCAAGGACUUCCUGGAAAGCAUUCGAAAGCACUCGGACAAGAUAGGGGAAACGGCCAUGAAACAGGCACAACAGCAGAAAAACUUCAGUGUUAUUAUGCAGAAGCAAAACAAUGCCAGGUUUGGGAAAAAUAUGCAUGUAAAUAAUGACAGCAUUCUAGAAGAGAAGAAUGACAUUGUAUUGAAACAUGUACUUGAAGAGGAGGCUGAGAAUGAAGAGGAGGUCUUAACUGUUCAAGAUCUCGUUGACUUUUCCCCUGUUUACCGAUGCUUACACAUUUAUUCUGCUUUGGGUGAUGAAGAAACGUUUGAAAAUUACUACCGGAAGCAAAGGAAGAAGCAAGCGCGCCUGGUUCUGCAGCCGCAGUCCAGUGUGCAUGAAACAGUUGAUGGCUAUAGAAGAUAUUUCACUCAAAUUGUAGGGUUCUUUGUGGUGGAAGAUCACAUUUUACAUGUGACCCAAGGAUUAGUAACCAGGGCAUACACUGAUGAACUGUGGAACAUGGCCCUCUCAAAGAUAAUUGCUGUCCUUCGAGCCCACUCGUCUUACUGCACUGACCCUGACCUUGUUCUGGAGUUGAAGAAUCUCAUUGUGAUUUUUGCAGACACUUUGCAGGGUUAUGGCUUUCCAGUCAACCGACUUUUUGACCUUUUAUUUGAAAUAAGAGAUCAAUACAAUGAAACAUUGCUUAAGAAAUGGGCAGGUAUUUUCAGGGACAUUUUUGAAGAAGAUAAUUACAGCCCUAUCCCUAUUGGCAGUGAAGAAGAAUAUAAAGUCGUCAUCAGUAAAUUUCCCUUUCAAGAUCCAGACCUUGAAAAGCAAUCUUUCCCAAAGAAGUUCCCCAUGUCCCAGUCAGUGCCUCUUAUUUAUAUUCAAGUUAAAGAAUUUAUUUAUGCCAGCCUUAAAUUUUCUGAGUCACUGCACCGAAGUUCAACAGAAAUAGAUGAUAUGCUUAGGAAAUCAACAAAUCUGCUCCUGACCAGAAUUCUGAGUAGCUGUUUACUGAACCUUAUUAGGAAACCUCAUAUAGGUUUGACAGAGUUGGUGCAGAUCAUCAUAAACACAACACAUCUGGAACAGGCUUGCAAAUACCUGGAGGACUUUAUCACUAACAUUACAAAUAUUUCUCAAGAAACUGUUCACACCACAAGACUUUAUGGACUUUCUACUUUUAAGGAUGCUCGACAUGCAGCAGAAGGAGAAAUAUACACCAAACUCAAUCAAAAAAUUGAUGAAUUUGUUCAGCUGGCUGACUAUGACUGGACGAUGGCUGAGUCGGACGGAAGAGCGAGUGGAUAUCUGAUGGAUCUUAUUAAUUUUUUGAGAAGCAUUUUUCAAGUGUUUACUCAUUUGCCUGGGAAAGUUGCCCAAACAGCUUGCAUGUCAGCCUGCCAACAUCUGUCAACAUCCUUAAUGCAAAUGCUACUGGACAGCGAGUUAAAACAGAUCAGCAUGGGGGCCGUUCAGCAAUUUAACUUAGAUGUCAUACAGUGCGAAUUGUUUGCCAGCUCUGAGCCUGUGCCGGGAUUUCAAGGGGACACCCUGCAGCUAGCGUUCAUCGACCUCAGACAACUCCUUGACUUGUUUAUGGUUUGGGACUGGUCCACUUACCUCGCUGACUAUGGACAGCCAGCCUCCAAGUACCUCCGUGUGAACCCACACACAGCCCUUACUCUCUUGGAGAAGAUGAAGGACACCAGCAAGAAGAAUAAUAUAUUCGCCCAGUUCCGGAAGAACGACCGAGACAGGCAGAAGCUGAUAGAGACAGUCGUGAAGCAGCUUAGAGGCUUGGUGACUGGGAUGUCCCAGCACAUGUAGACACAUCAGGUCCAUGAGAGCUUCUCUGUGGCCAGCACUGGUCAUGAGACAAUUUGUUUACAGAAGUCAAAAACUACAGUAGAGCAAAUACACUGCUGAGGGCUUAAACAAGUAGUGGUAACAAACAUCAUUUGUAUGGAUUUUUAAAUAAUUGAAUACUAUUUUAUAUAUAAAAUGUAAGAUUAAUUUUUUCAAUGAAGAGGAAAAGUCAAAAGUGUAAUAUAUAAAUCCAAUAAAUUGUAUAUGAAAGUGAUUGUAAAUAUUAGGAAAGCUCGUGUCUCUGCUUGUUAAGUAUUCCUUCUUCCCUUGAAGCUGGAAAGAGCUCCUGUAUGCCAUUAUAGUUUGGGACACAGCCACUGCUGAGAAGGAAAUAUUUGGCUGUCAUUGUUGUACUUUUAGCUUUUAUUUUCACUUCAACUUGACUCAUGUGCCUCAAAUUUUUCAUUCUGCUGAUUCUGAGGAGGAAAUAUAAAAAUCUUGAAAGUUCCUGAAAUCAAACACAGCUCACCAGGAAUGUAAAUUGUUUGUUAUAUUUGGAUAGCUUAAUCAUUCUGAAAAUGAAGAAAAGGGGUUGGAUUUCCUAAAGAUGUAAUAUUUCUUGUAGCUGACCCCUUGUUAAAGUUUUAGUUUGGUUUAAGUUAAAGAGAAGGCAGUCAAGGGGCUGUUUACAUCAGGUGUGGCGGUCCUAGUGUGGAUGUGUUCCUCCUACAUAAUGGAGUCACCACAGGUUCAGGUGAACGCGCUUCAGAUAGUCAUCUCAGUGCUGUGGACUGUGGAAACAAUGCAGACCAACUGAACUCUGAAGCCUACAGCAAAUGUACAUCUUUCUCUGGAUAAAUCAGUGACACAAAUGGCGAUGUAAACCUGACCUUUGUUUUCUCUGCACUGUAAUUAUGCUGAAAAUACCCUUUGCGUUUUCCGGAUUUAUGCCUGUAGACUCCUGACUCUGUAAAAUAAGUAUGAUGAGCUCUGCUUACAUCUGGAUUUCGUGUUGAACAUUAAAAAGGUUGGGAGUUGUUGAA
Mesocricetus auratus (golden hamster) is the source of this 3499-nucleotide messenger RNA. RefSeq names its product exocyst complex component 6 (gene Exoc6). NCBI's taxonomy places the organism in Eukaryota, Metazoa, Chordata, Mammalia, Rodentia, Cricetidae. The coding region runs from base 63 to 2477 and encodes 804 amino acids. Gene Ontology annotation, biological process: exocytosis; Golgi to plasma membrane transport; intracellular protein transport. The transcript is spliced from 22 exons. Gene Ontology annotation, cellular component: membrane; exocyst. The record is from RefSeq and is a predicted model, not a curated record.